UCUUUUGGACUCUGUCGCUUUCCGUUGUUUCAGAAAGCAUCCCAUGGUUGGUGUAGUGUGUUGUACUGCGCAACUGGUUCACAUCAAGAGAUUUUUUUUGCUUAACGUGGACUAUAUUAACGUCUAAAAAUGUCUGGGGGAACUAGUUUGGAGAACGCAAACCCUGUGAUUUUUGAGCGGUCUGGGGAGAGGCUGCUGACCGCGACGGACGAGGAUGAAGACGUCCAUGACCCCAUCGACGACAGAGAAAUAUUCGAUCUGAUCAGAUCCAUCAACGACCCAGAGCAUCCUCUGUCUCUGGAGGAACUCAAUGUCGUGGAGCAAGUCCGAGUCAAGGUUAAUGAUGCAGAGAGCACUGUGGGUAUUGAGUUCACACCCACCAUUCCCCAUUGCAGCAUGGCAACACUCAUUGGUCUGUCAAUCAAAGUAAAGCUGCUACGAUCCCUGCCAGACAGGUUCAAAAUUGAUGUCCACAUCACUCCCGGGUCUCACGCCUCAGAGGAAGCAGUGAACAAACAGCUGGCAGACAAAGAGAGAGUUGCAGCAGCUCUGGAGAACUCCUCGCUGCUGGAGGUGGUCAACCAGUGCCUGACCACCAGGGGCAUCUGAGCAGCCAAUCAGCUUUGCCGUCUUCUUGCUUGCGUCCACUGAGCAGCCAAUCAUGUUUGGCUCUGUCUUUGACAACUGAGAUGUAUCUGCCAAGCUCUCUACCCACCCAUCACCAAUCCAGAUGGGUAUAAGUGCAGAUGAUGGACACUGAUGCAGAAAAACAGUCAGGAUCAUACAGAGUUCAUACAGUCUGUUCAAAGGUUUCCUGGAGAAAAGUACAGGAAAACACAAUUGUUGAAUGUGUUAACCUAAAAAGAGUAAUAGAAACUGUUACUCAUCAAGUACAAUAGUUUGACAAAGUAGAGAAAUUGUACUUCCAUCUGUGAAUGUAGGGGUCAUACGUUUGUAAAAAGUUGAGAAACUCUGCCCAUCAGGUCAUAAAGUAUAAUUCCUGUUUAAUAUUAUUAACUGUGUAUUCUAACAUAUGCAAUGAAUCAAUUUAGAAUAUUUGGACUCAACAUUUGCAGCAACAAGCCCCACCUUUAUACAAUAUUAAUGCUUUUGACUUUUUAUUAAAAAUGUACAGAUCAGAAAUUAAAAUUUAAUGAA
Messenger RNA from Sander lucioperca (pikeperch), 1158 nucleotides. It is a transcript of the gene ciao2b, whose product is annotated as cytosolic iron-sulfur assembly component 2B. Gene Ontology annotation, cellular component: cytosolic [4Fe-4S] assembly targeting complex. Lineage: Eukaryota; Metazoa; Chordata; Actinopteri; Perciformes; Percidae. The transcript has 5 exons. The record is from RefSeq and is a predicted model, not a curated record. Gene Ontology annotation, biological process: iron-sulfur cluster assembly. Bases 130 to 609 code for a protein of 159 amino acids.